Messenger RNA from Grosmannia clavigera kw1407, 1167 nucleotides. RefSeq names its product delta-aminolevulinic acid dehydratase. The coding region runs from base 1 to 1167 and encodes 388 amino acids. The transcript has 2 exons. Gene Ontology annotation, cellular component: cytosol. Lineage: Eukaryota; Fungi; Ascomycota; Sordariomycetes; Ophiostomatales; Ophiostomataceae. Gene Ontology annotation, biological process: heme biosynthetic process. Gene Ontology annotation, molecular function: zinc ion binding; porphobilinogen synthase activity. The record is from RefSeq and is a predicted model, not a curated record.
AUGUCGUUCUCCAGCCUUGUGCAAGACCUCGCUCUUCGGAACGCACCGCCGUCUUCGCGGCGAACGCGCGCCGGUGCCUCUGCAGCCUCAACCAUCGACGACACGGCGUCGCAUACGUCGCAUGUGUCUAGGGCCAUGUCCUAUGCCAGCACGGCAGCCACGAGCGUCAGCAUAUCGGGCGAGAUCUCCAGCCAGCUGCACGGUGGCUAUAGCCACCCGCUGGCGCGAUCCUGGCAGGCCGAGCGGCAACUGACAAAGUCCAUGUUCAUCUAUCCGCUCUUUGUCUCGGACAUGGACGACGAGGAGACGCCGAUCCCGUCGUUGCCGAACCAGUACCGCCGCGGCCUCAACAAGCUUGUGGCCUUUCUCGAGCCGCUCGUGCACAAGGGCCUGCGAUCGGUGAUCCUCUUUGGUGUGCCGUUGCAGCCGGGCUCCAAGGACCAGCUGGGCACGUCGGCCGACGAUCCGCAGGGACCGGUGGUGCGCAGCAUCCGGCUUCUGCGUCAGCGCUUCCCGCAUCUGUACGUGGUGGCCGACGUGUGUCUGUGCGAGUACACGUCACAUGGCCACUGCGGCAUCCUGCGCGAUGACGGCAGCCUCAACAACGCCAUGUCGGUCGACCGGAUCUCGGAUGUGGCCAUGGCCUACGCCCACGCCGGCGCCCACUGCGUCGCUCCGUCCGACAUGAACGACGGCCGCAUCCGCGCCAUCAAGCUCAAGCUGAUCGAGGAGGGCCUCGCCCACCAGGUCUUGCUCAUGUCCUACGCCGCCAAGUUCUCUGGCUGUCUGUACGGCCCCUUUCGCGAUGCUGCCGGCUCGUCGCCGUCGUUUGGCGACCGCAAGUGCUACCAGCUGCCACCUGGCGGUCGUGGCCUUGCCCGUCGUGCUAUCGUGCGCGACAUCAACGAGGGCGCCGAUGUGAUCAUGGUCAAGCCGGCCGGCCAGUACCUCGACAUCAUUAGCGACGCCAAGGACCUCGGCCGCGACCUGCCCAUUGCCGCCUACCAGGUCAGCGGCGAGUUUGCCAUGAUCCACGCGGCCGCCAAGGCUGGCGUCUUCGACCUCAAGGGCGCGGCCAUCGAGUCGCACGAGAGCAUCCUGCGUGCCGGUGCCACCAUCCUGGUCAGCUACUUCACGCCCGAGUUCCUCGACUGGCUCGACAACUGA